Molecule: messenger RNA, 451 nt
Organism: Eucalyptus grandis
Lineage: Eukaryota; Viridiplantae; Streptophyta; Magnoliopsida; Myrtales; Myrtaceae
Product: abscisic stress-ripening protein 2
Exons: 2
Coding region: 72-428 (118 amino acids)
Source: RefSeq, a predicted model, not a curated record
CACUUCAGCUAUAGUCCUUUCCCUGACCCUUCGUCAAUUCUAGUAUUCCUAAAAAAAAACAACCACCAACCAUGGCCGAAGGACACCACCAUCACCACCACCACAACCUCCACCGCAGCCACCACAAGAAGGAUGAUGCCUUCAUGGAGCCUACGGUCAAUUACAGGAAGGAGGAGAAGCACCACAAGCACCUCCAGCAGCUCGGGCGAGCUCGGUGCCGUCGCUGCGGUGCUUAUGCCUUGCAUGAGAAGCAUAAGGCCAAGAAGGACCCGGAGCACGCUCACCGGCACAAGAUAAAGGAGGAAAUAGCUGCCGCCGCUGCCGUCGGGGCUGUCGGGUUCGCCCUCCACGAGCACCACGAGAGGAAGGAGGCCAAGAAAAAAUAUAAAGAGUCUCAUCAUGGCAAGAAGCACCACCAUCACUUCUAAACCAUGGAGGAUCUCUGUCUCUU